AUGUCUGACCAGCAGGAGACCGGUCCCACCAUGAGGCGCUUGAGUCAGCUGGAGAGUGUGGUCCUGUGGAAUCGAGCACGCCAGAUCAAGAGGGAGCUUAAACAGGGGGUGAAGAAGCCAUACAGAGAAGUGAUAGAUAUCUCCUGGGGUGACCCACAAGGUGGAGGCAUUAAACCUCUGUCAUUUGUGCGACAGGUUCUUGCAGCGUGCCAUUACCCUCAGCUUUUGAACAGUGACAAAUUACCAGAGGAUGUCAGACAAAGGGCUGAGAGGCUGCUGAAGGAAUGUGCUGGAAGGAGUACAGGCUCAUACACUGCUACACAAGGAAUACCAUACAUAGUAAAGGGAAUCUCUGAAUUCAUAACCAGACGAGAUGGUGGUGUUCCCUCUUUUCCCAACAAUAUUUACAUCAGCUCAGGUUCACAGUGGUCACUCCAGAACAUUUUCAUUAUCCUGGUGAACAGCAUGAGUGCAGUGAAGACAGGGGUGUUAACUCCAGUACCAUGCUACGACAAAGUAAAUAUGUCCAUUAGGGAGCUGGGUGGGGUUACCAUACCCUACUACCUCCAUGAGGACCAGGGCUGGGAGCUACAAAUAGAGGAGCUAAACCGAGCACUGGAGUCUGCAAAGGGAGUCUGUAACCCUGUCGCUCUGUAUGUUAUGAACCCUGGAAAUCCCACAGGUCAAGUUCAAACCAGAAAAUCCAUCCAAGAGGUUAUUCAGUUUGCCUCAGAGAAGAAGCUCUUUCUCCUGGCUGAUGAGGUCUAUCAAGAAUGUAUUUAUGGGGAAAAGAGUGAAUUUGUCUCCUACAAGAAGGUUCUGGCUGAGAUGGGACCUCCUAUUUCAGAAACGGUGGAGCUGGCAUCUUUCCACUCUGCAUCCAAGGGCUUAAUCGGAGAGUGUGGUUUGCGUGGUGGAUAUGUGGAGCUGGUCAAUGUGGACCCUGCUGUCAUGGAAUACAUCUACAAACUGUUCUCGACUGAUUCCUGUGCAUCUGUCCCUGGUCAGAUUGCCUUAAAUUUGAUGACGCACCCUCCACAACCGGGAGAUCCCUCGUAUUCGCUUUACAAUGAGGAAACACAGCUCAUUCAGACCACGCUGAUUCAUAAUGUGAGGAGAGUCUUUGAGGUUCUCAACAGUGUGCCAGGUUUCAGCUGCCAACCAGUGGAAGGAGGAGGUUUUGCGUUUCCCAGACUGCAUCUCCCACUGAAUGCCAUUCACAAAGCCAAGGAAGCGGGAAUGCAGCCGGAUGAGUUCUACUGUGUGAGACUCCUGGAGGAAUCUGGUUUGUUAGUCAAUCCUGGUUGGAAUUUUGAACAAAAGGAAGGCACCAGUCACUUCAGAAUGAACAUUAUGAUUAAAGAGGAAACCCUGGAGGGGGUACUGAGACGCCUGGUCAGCUUCCACACAAAGUUUAUGAAGGAGUUUUCUUGAGCAGAGAAACCAGGCAAAGAGGAAAAAUACAUAACUUAGACCUUUUCAUCCAGUCUAAUGCAGUCCAAAUCUGCAACUUAGUGCAGACAAUAAUAUUUGUGUUGUGUGUGAAUAAUUAAUAAAGCAAAAAUAUAUUAACUGCAUACAGUCUGUUAAUUGACCUUUUAGUCAUCUUUUGUCUUUAUACUCAUUUAGAGUAAAGUUCAACUUCUGCUUUCAAUGAAGCAAUUAACAUUUCAAACAUAAUUCACUAACAAAUCCACAAGGAAUUUACAGU
Molecule: messenger RNA, 1711 nt
Organism: Sphaeramia orbicularis (orbiculate cardinalfish)
Lineage: Eukaryota; Metazoa; Chordata; Actinopteri; Kurtiformes; Apogonidae
Product: alanine aminotransferase 2
Exons: 11
Coding region: 1-1434 (477 amino acids)
Biological process (GO): biosynthetic process
Molecular function (GO): transaminase activity; pyridoxal phosphate binding
Source: RefSeq, a predicted model, not a curated record